AGCGCCUCCCGCCUUCCCGCCGCCGCCCGGCCGGCCGCACACGCGGCGCGAGGCCCGGGCCCGGAGCGCGAACGCCGAGCCCGGGACGCCAGGAGGGGCUGCAGCCGGUGGGCAGCGGCGCGCAGGGAGGGGCCGCAGCAUCCUCUGUCCCCGCGGCGCCCGGGCCGGGAGAGGAGGGGGCCGGGUGCCCGGCCACCCGCCGCUCAGCCUGAUGCUGGAAGGGCGAAGGUGAGUGACGAUGGCGGAGAGCACGUGACCUGCACGGACCCUUCUCUGCCCACCGAGUGGCACCACCAUGCAGAAGCCCAGCGGCCUGAAGCCCCCCGGCCGCGGGGGGAAGCACUCAAGCCCCAUGGGCCGGACGUCCACUGGGUCAACCUCGGCGUCUGCCACUGUGACGGCCACUGGCUCCAAGGAAGGCUCCCCCCUGCACAAGCAGGCCUCGGGCCCCCCGGCCGCGGCCCCCGCCGCCCCCGAGAAGCCCGGCGCCAAGGCGGCCGAGGUGGGCGACGAGUUCGUGGGGGACUUCGUGGUGGGCGAGCGCGUGUGGGUGAAUGGCGUGAAGCCGGGCGUGGUGCAGUACCUGGGCGAGACGCAGUUCGCGCCGGGCCAGUGGGCGGGCGUGGUGCUGGACGAGCCGGUGGGCAAGAACGACGGCGCCGUGGGCGGCGUGCGCUACUUCGAGUGCCCGGCCCUGCAGGGCAUCUUCACUCGGCCCUCCAAGCUGACCCGGCAGCCUGCGGCCGAGGGCUCGGGCAGCGACGCGCACUCUGUCGAGUCGCUGACCACCCAGAACCUGUCGCUGCACUCGGGCACGGCCACGCCGCCGCUGACCAGCCGUGUCAUCCCCCUGCGGGAGAGCGUCCUCAACAGCUCCGUCAAGACCGGCAACGAGUCGGGCUCCAACCUCUCCGACAGCGGCUCUGUGAAGCGGGGUGACAAGGACCUGCGCCUGGGAGACCGUGUGCUGGUUGGUGGUACGAAGACCGGAGUGGUACGGUACGUCGGGGAGACAGACUUUGCCAAGGGCGAGUGGUGUGGCGUGGAGCUGGACGAGCCCCUUGGGAAGAACGAUGGGGCAGUGGCGGGCACCAGGUACUUCCAGUGCCCGCCCAAGUUCGGCCUCUUCGCGCCCAUCCACAAGGUAAUCCGCAUCGGCUUCCCAUCCACCAGCCCAGCCAAGGCCAAGAAGACCAAGCGCAUGGCCAUGGGAGUCUCGGCACUGACCCACAGUCCCAGCAGUUCCUCCAUCAGCUCUGUCAGCUCUGUGGCCUCCUCCGUGGGGGGCCGGCCCAGCCGCAGUGGCCUGCUCACGGAGACCUCUUCGCGCUAUGCCCGCAAGAUCUCGGGCACGACCGCCUUGCAGGAGGCGCUGAAGGAGAAACAGCAGCACAUCGAGCAGUUGCUGGCGGAACGGGACCUGGAGCGGGCCGAGGUGGCCAAGGCUACGAGCCACAUCUGUGAGGUGGAGAAGGAGAUCGCCCUGCUCAAGGCACAGCAUGAGCAGUAUGUUGCAGAGGCAGAGGAGAAGCUGCAACGGGCCCGGCUGCUGGUGGAGAGCGUGCGGAAAGAGAAGGUGGACCUGUCCAACCAGCUGGAGGAGGAGAGGAGGAAGGUGGAGGACCUGCAGUUCCGAGUGGAGGAGGAGUCCAUCACCAAGGGAGACCUGGAGACCCAGACGCAGCUGGAGCACGCGCGCAUCGGCGAGCUGGAGAAAAACCUGCUACUGGAGAAGGCGCAGGCCGAGCGGCUGCUCCGAGAAUUAGCCGACAACAGGCUGACCACGGUGGCCGAGAAGUCGCGGGUGCUGCAGCUGGAGGAGGAGCUGAGCCUGCGGCGCGGGGAGAUCCAGGAGCUGCAGCAGUGCCUGCUACACUCCGGGCCGCCACCCGCCGAUCACCCCGAGGCCGCCGAGACCCUGCGGCUGCGGGAGCGGCUGCUGUCCGCCAGCAAGGAGCACCAGAGGGAGAGCGGCAUGUUGAGGGACAAGUACGAGAAGGCGCUGAGGGCCUACCAGGCGGAGGUGGAGAAGCUGCGGGCGGCCAACGAGAAGUACGCGCAGGAGGUGGUGGACCUCAAGGCCAAGGUCCAGCAGGCCACCAGCGAGAACAUGGGGCUCAUGGACAACUGGAAGUCCAAGCUGGACUCGCUGGCCUUGGACCACCAGAAGUCCCUGGAGGACCUCAAGGCCACCCUGAACUCGAGCCCGGGUGCCCAGCAGAAGGAGAUCGGGGAACUGAAGGCCGUGAUGGAGGGGAUCAAGAUGGAGCACCAGCUGGAGCUGGGCAACCUGCGGGCCAAGCACGACCUCGAGACGGCCAUGCACGUGAAGGAGAAAGAGGGCCUGCGGCAGAAGCUGCAAGAGGCCCAGGAGGAGCUGGCCGGGCUGCAGCAGCACUGGCGGGCCCAGCUGGAGGUGCAGGCCAGCCAGCACCGGCUGGAGCUGCAGGAGGCCCAGGACCAGUGCCGCGACGCCGAGCUGCGGGUGCGCGAGCUGGAGAAGCUGGACGUGGAGUACAGGGGCCAGGCGCAGGCCAUUGCGUUCCUCAAGGAGCAGAUCUCCCUGGCCGAGAAGAAGAUGCUAGACUAUGAGCUGCUGCAGCGCUCGGAGGCCCAGAGCAAGCAGGAGGCCGAGAGGCUGCGGGAGAAGCUUCUGGUCACUGAAAACAGACUCCAGGCUGUCGAGUCCCUGUGUUCGGCCCAGCACACCAACAUGAUUGAGUCCAACGACAUUUCAGGGGAGAAGAUGAGGAUGAAGGAGACUGUGGAGGGCCUGCAGGACAAGCUGAACAAGAGAGACAAAGAGGUGACAGCCUUAACAUCCCAGACCGAGGUGCUCAGGGCCCAAGUAAGUGCACUGGAGAGCAAGUGCAGGUCGGGAGAGAAGAAGGUGGACGCCCUCCAGAAGGAGAAGCGGCGCAUGGAGGUGGAGCUGGAGGCCGUGUCCCGGAAGACCCAUGACGCCUCGGGCCAGCUGGUCCUCAUCAGCCAGGAGCUGCUCAGGAAGGAGCGGAGCCUGAACGAACUGCGUGUGUUGCUUCUGGAGGCCAAUCGCCACUCCCCGGGGCCUGAGAGGGACCUGAGCCGCGAGGUCCACAAGGCCGAGUGGCGGAUCAAGGAGCAGAAACUCAAGGAUGACAUCCGGGGCCUGCGGGAACAGCUGACCGGGCUGGACAAAGAGAAGUCCCUGUCGGAUCAGAGGCGCUACUCCCUCAUUGAGCCAUCCUCGUCCUCGUCACCGGAGCUCCUGCGGCUGCAGCACCAGCUGAUGAGCACAGAGGACGCCCUGCGGGACGCGCUGGACCAGGCUCAGCAGGUGGAGAGGCUCAUGGAGGCUAUGAGGAGCUGCCCCGAUAAGUCCCAGGCCACUGGCAAUUCCGGUUCUGCAAAUGGCAUCCACCAGCAAGACAAGGCCCACCAACAAGAGGACAAGCACUGACCCUGAGGGACACUGUGGAGCUGCCCAGUCCACACCAGAGCCCCUCCAGCCUGCCCCAGCGGCGCCACCUCCAGGCAGGGGCCAGGACUGUCGCUUUGGAGAAGAGAACAGUGUAACAAUAACGUACCCACCGCCGCGGACAAUCCCCUACCCCGACCCCCCUGCCGGACCAGGAGGCUUCCUCAAGCACGACCUUCCACAGAAGGCGCUACAGCCCCGGCCUGGCCCCCGGGACCUUCAGCCUGGAUGCCCUGGACACCCCGGACACCCUGGACACCCCGGCAGUUUCUGGAGUUGGUUUGGGGAGGCUGAGGUGAUCCGGCCAGGCCCCCUCCCCAGAAGGAGCUGCCCUGAGGACCAUCUUGGCCCUCUGGGCACGUCCCUGCCCUCCCUUUCUUCCCCUUCUUCUCCUGGGUCCCUCUCAGACCCCCGAGCCAUUGUCCCGGCAAGGGGCCAGAGGAGGGCUCCAGCUUCUCCUUCAGGCACCAAGGAGGGAAGUCCAGCCCUUAGGAGCCAGGUGGGGGACCCCCUUUUCUGCAGCUGCUUCCAGACCAAGGCAGUCCCCAGGGCUUCUUGUCCCCGCAUACUGAGCCUCUUUCAUGCAGUGGUACAAGUUCCCUUCAGCCCGUCUGCCCAGUGAGGCCCCAGGGUCAAAGUGCUGGGAGGCGAGGCCCUUCGUUCGUUCCCACCCUGACCCCAGUGCACACACAGCUCCGAGCUGCUGGCCGGAGGGUGGUCACCAAGGCCAGGAGCCACAGUAUUAGGAAAGUCUGGAAGCCCCUCUCCUUCCUGCACCCACUACCCCCAGUGACGUGGCUUGGAGCUGGGGCAGGGCGGCCCCAGGGGGGCCCAGGACUAGGGCUCUGGGUAUGUUUUGACUGGUCAGUAAUAUGCUGUCCCCUGGGUUGACCUGAUGUUCCGAAACCGGGUCUGCCACCUGCCGAUUCACCCAUGCAGACCCCAACAUAUACACCCACUGACCCUUGGCGCAC
Messenger RNA from Kogia breviceps (pygmy sperm whale), 4431 nucleotides. RefSeq names its product CAP-Gly domain containing linker protein 2 (gene CLIP2). NCBI's taxonomy places the organism in Eukaryota, Metazoa, Chordata, Mammalia, Artiodactyla, Physeteridae. Gene Ontology annotation, cellular component: cell cortex; nucleus; microtubule plus-end. Gene Ontology annotation, molecular function: microtubule plus-end binding. Gene Ontology annotation, biological process: cytoplasmic microtubule organization. The record is from RefSeq and is a predicted model, not a curated record.